AUGUCCUCGCCUGACCUUCUGCUGCAAUCCAGCCCUGCCAACACGCCCGCCGCACGGGCGGCAAGCGGUCCGCGCGGGGGGCGAUGGUGGGCCGUUGUCGUCAUCAUCGGAUGCAUGACCGUCUUUGUGCUGGUCGCGGUGGCGGUGAGCCAGGGUUGGACCGCCGCUUUCGACGAGGCCAUCGUCCGGGCGCUGCGCUCGCCCGCCGAUCUGGCCGACCCGUGGGGCCCGCCAUGGUUCGAGGACAUCAUGUUCGACUACACCGUGCUGGGCGGCUACACAUUCCUCGUCACGCUGGCCGUGGUGCUGGCCGUCGGCCUCGCCGCCGUGGGGCAGGGCGCGGCCGCGCUGUUCUUCGCCCUGACGCUGACAUCGGGAACCGCCGUCGCGCAACUGGCAAAAGCCGCAUUCGACAGGGCCCGGCCCGAUCUCGUCGACCAUCUCGACCGCACGAUGACGUCGUCCUUUCCCAGUGCCCACGCGACCGUGAGCAUGGUUGCCUAUCUGGCCCUGGCACUGGCCCUUCUGCGCGCCGUCGAACGUCCCGCCUUCCGGGUCUAUAUCGUCGCCACCGGGAUCGCUUUGUCGCUCAUUGUCGGCAUCAGCCGUGUCUAUCUCGGCGUCCACUGGCCGUCCGACGUGCUGGCCGGCUGGUGCCUGGGCGCCGCAUGGGCCGUGCUGUGCUGGCUGAUGGCCGAUCUUCUCCGGCAACACGGACAUUGGAUCGAAUAUCUGGCCCGGUUCGGGUAUGGCGCGCGGGGCGUCGUUUACCUUGUCAUCGGUGUUCUGAUCGUCAUCGGCGCGGGCGUCGGAGAAGGGGGAUCGGCGACGCGCGAUGCGGUGCGGACCUUGCGCGAGCAGCCGUUCGGCACGUUCAUCCUGUGGCUUCUGGUGAUCGGUCUUGCAGGCUAUGUGGCAUGGCGGCUUGUCCAGGCGAUCUUCGACACCGACGACCAUGGCACCAGCAUCAAGGGCCUUGGCGUUCGAGCCGGUUUGCUCGCCAGUGCCGUCACCUAUGGCGCGCUCGGCCAGUAUACGCUCUCCCUGCUGGGCGUGUUCGGCAAUGCGGGCAGUUCGGGCGGCAGCGGGGGCGGUGCGGCGAGGUGGCUGGAAAGCUUCGUCGCGGACCGUUGGGUCGCGCUGAUCCUGUGUCUCGUCUUCCUGGCGGUGGCGAUCGCCCAUUUCGUCAAGGCGAUCAAACGCAAAUAUGCCGACCACUUCCAGGCCAGCGAGGAGGCGAUGGCGUGGAUCCAUCCGAUCUCCAUCACCGGGCUGUGCGCGCGCGGCGGCGUGUUCGUAAUUCUAGCCCUGCUUACCUUCUACAGGUUCCUGACCGCCGGCGGCGGCGCGGACGACCCGCCCGGCCUGUCCGAUGCGCUGGCCUUCAUCGCGGGGCUGCCGGCGGGGCCGCUUCUUCUGACGGCGAUGGGGCUGGGCCUGAUUGCCUUUGCGCUCUAUUCGCUGAUCGAGGCGCGGUGGCGGCGCAUCAACUGGCAGGAUGCGUGA
Molecule: messenger RNA, 1506 nt
Organism: Effrenium voratum
Lineage: Eukaryota; Dinophyceae; Suessiales; Symbiodiniaceae
Source: the annotation of a GenBank genome assembly